AUGUCGUCCGUUCCUUUUUACGAGCUAUGCGUUACACCCGUGCUGUUCGGACUCAAGAAUGCUCUUGCGGCCCUCGUCAAGGCCCAAGAGCACGCCAAAGCAAACAACAUCCCGGAAAGUGAUUUGCUCACUGCCCGUAUCAUCCAAGACAUGCGCGACUUUGUCUACCAAAUUCAGCUAUAUACCGAUGUUGCCAAGUCGAUUCCCAAUAAAUUGAAUCCGUCUAUCGAGGAGAUUUCCUUCCCAGGCAACGAGAAAUCGUUUGCAGAACUGGUAGACCGCGUGCAAAAGACAAUCACAUUCCUCGAGGGUAUCGAUCCCAAGAGUCUGGAGGGACGCGAACAGGCAGAGGUUGCGUUUUCACCAGGUGGUGGAGCCAUCAAUCUCAAGUUUACGGGAGUCAUGUACAUCUGGCAAUUCUCUCACCCUAACUUUUGGUUCCAUGUCACCACUGCAUACGACAUUCUGAGGCUCAAGGGCGUACCUCUCGGCAAAAUGGACUUCCUCAACGGUGGCAAGGUUAUGACAAUAUAUUAG
Messenger RNA from Plenodomus lingam JN3, 537 nucleotides. RefSeq lists its product as uncharacterized. The record is from RefSeq and is a predicted model, not a curated record. NCBI's taxonomy places the organism in Eukaryota, Fungi, Ascomycota, Dothideomycetes, Pleosporales, Leptosphaeriaceae.